Molecule: messenger RNA, 636 nt
Organism: Phycomyces blakesleeanus NRRL 1555(-)
Lineage: Eukaryota; Fungi; Mucoromycota; Mucoromycetes; Mucorales; Phycomycetaceae
Exons: 4
Coding region: 1-636 (211 amino acids)
Source: RefSeq, a predicted model, not a curated record
AUGAACUCGAGUUUGACACUCACUAGUUUUCUUCUGAAAACUACCUUCCCAAAUGUUGUUGGCUUUGUGGAUGGCACUAUGCAAAAAGCUUCCUGUCCAAGUUCUUACAAAGAUCAGAAACUGGUUUAUAACAGCUGGAAGCAUAUACAUUGUAUUAAGUACCAGACUAUUGCAAUACCCGAUGAUAUUACUAGCAGCUUGGUUGGUUCGUUCAUUGAAUCUACUCAUGAUGCUAGAAUAUUUGACAAGUCAAAAACAUUAGAUCGUCUAAUUGCGCAUCUUGAUCAUAUUUCCAAGGAUAACAAUGUUCCAUUCGAAUAUAUAGUAUAUGGAGAUAUGGCUUACCCUAAAUCAGAUAAAGUUUACAAAUCUUUUCCUUUAAGUGAAGCCAACAAUGAUAUUGAGAUAGAAUUUGGAAAGGUGUCGCAGUUAUUUAAAUUCUGCAAGUACAACUAUGGAAUGAAGAUAUUUGCAAACACAAAGCCAGCAACAAUAUACAUCCUGUCAACUCUUUUCAAGAACUCUCAUAUGUGUAUUAAUGACUCAGCAGGCUCUAAACUUUUUAAGCUUCAGCCGCCAAAUAUCCAUGAUUAUAUCAAAGGUCUUAUGUAUGAACGCCAACCAGGACACUAUUGA